AUGGCAGACGACCUCGUUCUACCGGACCAGUCGCCCUUUGCGCCGCUGCAAUUGACCUUCGACGAGCAACGGCAUUGCCACGACUUGAGUCUGCAACUCCUCGAGCGCACGCUGCACAGCUACGACGAGCGACUCGCUGGCAUCACCCCACGCCACCACGCGAGUCUCGACAGCGCACGCUGGAAGCUGCAAAAGACCGAAGAACACGCGUCGCUCUACUCCGAACGCAUGCGACGGGUGCGGACGGACCUCCACUUGCCCGAAGACCAGUGGGACGACCCGACAGUGCUCCUCAUGGUCGGCACGAUCCACGCGCCACUGGACGAGGUCAUGCUGGGCAUGACGAUCCCGACGUUCGAAGCGCUGCAGCUACGCGUCGCGACGCUGGGCAACCAGGACAUUAGCGGCGCGAUGCUCGCGAAGCUCAGUCGUGCGACGGCCGAGCGGCCGUUCGAGCACUUGUCCAUCUUGUACAUGGCCAGCCGCUUGCCGUGGCUCGUGAGCAAAGUCGUGAAACCGCGAGACUUUUUGCUGCUGUCGGCGUCCGGGAUCGUCACCACCGCAGAAGGCGAGCGCAUUGGCUACGACCUCCUGCAACCGGCGCCGUUGCCACAGUGCCGCCCACUGCCGAAGCCAAUGAUUCGCGGCAAGUUCAUGAUCGGGUGCUUGUACCGAGAACUCGAAGACGGCACCGUCGAUGUCUACAUCCAGCAAUACCUAGAGCCACUGGGCAAAGUGUUUGACUCGUUCGUGAUCGCGGGCACGUGGCAAGCGCUCUUGGGCUUUCUCCGCUCGCCGUUGCUGGCAGAGAGCAAAAAGUUGCAGUGGUGCAUUGCGCGUGUGGACAGUCGUCGUCGUCAACGAGGACGACUGGUAGAUGAGCGCUCGAGCUCGUCGGUGCGUUGUUCGCUGUGCUUUAAGGCUUGUGGCCGAGCUGGUCAUAGCCGCAGUAGCGACCCGCAACGAUGUGUACUCUGCUUCGCCCACGUGUGCUCGCACUGUCGUGAAGAGCGAGAGUUCAAGGUGCUGAAACGACAGGUGAAGAAGAAGAGCAUGAUUGCGAAACGACAAGUGUGGCUCUGUCGACCGUGUCUCGAGUUUGUGCAACGACAGAAAGCAUCCGAUAUUGCGAGGUACAGCGUCCUGGACUCGGUCACUCCAGCGUCGACUUCUGCGGCAAUGGACAGCAGCACGGGACGAAUGACGUGGGGACUACUGGACAGCGAUUCGGUGCCUUCGUGGUCGCCGAGUCAAUCGCUGUCCGUGUCAAGCGAGUCGUUCGAGUCGUUCAGUUGGUAG
Hyaloperonospora brassicae is the source of this 1299-nucleotide messenger RNA. NCBI's taxonomy places the organism in Eukaryota, Oomycota, Peronosporomycetes, Peronosporales, Peronosporaceae. The record is from the annotation of a GenBank genome assembly.